AUGGGUCCUCGGCUAAACUUCAGCAGCACCUACUCUGAGGAUUUCAGUUACCCGGCUCGGGUCAAACCCAUUGGGCCCAGACCGUCCUCUGCAUAUCGCAGGAACAAUCCUCAUCCACGGCCGGACUUCCUGAUGCCACGAGCCCCGCAGACUGGAUACGGGUCACGGAAACACAGUCAAAGCACUUCUGUUUCUUUUCUACCUCCAGUCAGACACAUAUCUGUCCAGUAUCCAGAUGUGCAGACAGUACAUGGACAACCCAUACAGGGUUUACAAAAAGACUGUAAAGCGCCCGAGGUCUCGUCUGCAGUGUGUACACUGCCACCUGCUGCCAGACUUCUCAAACCACAACGCAACUUCAAUGCAAUAAUCACAAACGCACAAGGAAAAUAUUCAGACACAGAUCGUAUCAAAUCAGCUUGGAACCAGCAGAUGGAGAUCAAGCCAUCUUUAAAACCUUUCAAACACCAGAUUACCCAUCACAACAGAAGCUCACUCUCAAAAUCCGCAACUGACUGCAGUGAAGGGCACAGCUGUUUUCAUGUGGUGAAACCUUAUAAAGUGGGACACUACAUCAUCCACCCUCAGUUUGUGUCAGAAGCAAAGCACUUCUAAAAGCUACAGUGUUUUUGGAUUUUUUAAUACCCCUUUUCCAUUUAUUUUAAGUAUGAUAAUGUCAUUUUACAGAGGUAUGUUAUGUGUUUGGGA
Danio aesculapii is the source of this 708-nucleotide messenger RNA. RefSeq lists its product as uncharacterized. Bases 1 to 615 code for a protein of 204 amino acids. The transcript is spliced from 5 exons. The record is from RefSeq and is a predicted model, not a curated record. NCBI's taxonomy places the organism in Eukaryota, Metazoa, Chordata, Actinopteri, Cypriniformes, Danionidae.